AUGGACGAGCAUCGGAGCGUGGUUUGUCCGCUUGGAGAAGCUGGCAAAGUGCUGGAUGUGGCCCUGAGUUGCCGCGUCCAGGCGGUCUGCGUGGUUCUGCUCCUCUUGAUUCUGGGCCUUCUCUGCUCUUGCCUCUGGCGGCGAACUUCCCAAACUUGCCACAAGGCCCGGGUCAGCGUCCCCGAGCGGCGGAGCGCGGGCCGCGAGCUGGAGUUCGAUGCGGUGCCUUCCGGGCUCUCCAAGUCCGAGGCGUCCACGCAAGGCUCGGGCCCGGGACUGGGAGCCGACGCGGAGGCCCAGAAUGGUGGUUUGGCGGAGGGUGAGCUGCCGAAAAUGGCGAGCCGCUACUCCAUCAAGUCCGCCUUCUCGCGCUGGACACGAGCAAAGGCCAAGGUGCGAGUGGUCUGGAAGCUGAACCUGCUGCAAGUUCAGAAUUGGCUCAACGGCAAAGGUGAAGCUCCGCACCAGGAGCUCCAAGUCGAUGCUCGGCAGGACUUAGAAGCCGGCGAUGCUGACGGAGAGCAGGACUUGCAAAAUGGAGACGACGGAGAACAGGUUCCGCAAGAACGAGGGUCGCUGGACGAUCCCAUGCCGCCCAGAGCCUCCGCAGCUGUCGGCUUCCUCGCUCCCCAAGGGCCCCAAGGGCUCGAGGCUCUGCCGGCCUACGCCGACGGAGACCGUGUGGAAUACUUCUCCCCCACCUGUGGCCUUUGGCUCCUUGGUGAGGUGACGGUGACGUCAGAUGCGAAGAGGUCUGCGGCCGAGCUUGCCACGUGCAUGACACGAUGCGCGCACUUGACGAAAGUUGCAGAACUCGUCCAUGCUUCGCUGCCUCCCGAGGCGCCGUCCUUCCGCGAUGUCUUGGAUCAGGUGCGCGCUGAGGCCUUGGAGGGGGGCUUGCAGCUGCCACCCCGCGUCACUGAAGAGGACGGCGAGGGUGAGGGCGAGGAUGCGGCCGCCAGGUGCCGUGAGGCCUUGCUCCUGCUCUCGAACUUGUGCGAACAGAGCGUGGAAGAGCCCAACCAGGUGGAGAAGCAGCGGCACUUAGCCCUGCUCCUGACGGCCAAACUCCUGGAGUCCUGCGAGUCCACGGAGUUGUCGAGCAAACCCUUCAUCGCGGCCGUUCGCCGCUUCUUCUCCGUCUCUUUGACUCGAAACAGCCUGUCUUCGGGGCUGAAGAUGACGAAGCUGGCGCUGCGACUGGUCGUCCUGGUCUCCAAGCUCUUCGGGGAGUCCCUCAGCUACGAGCUUGGCGUCUUCCUGGAUCAAAUCGUCCUGCCAGUCCUUGUGAGUGGAAACUCCAGCUACGCGCAGAAGCACUGGAUGCUGCAGGUCUCGCAGACUCUGUUUGGGGAAGCCGCUUCGGCGGUCCUCGCGGUGUUCCUCAUUUUCGAUUGCGAUUUGCAGAAGCGGAACGUCUUGGAACGCAUGAUCGAGUCCUUGUCCAGGAUCGCCACGGGAAAGUACACCUCGAGCGAGCAUGCCAGCGUCAUCCAACCAGAGCAGGAACAUCGCUUGAGGAUCUUGGCCCUUGGCGCACUCUUGACUCUGGUGAAGUCGCUGGAAGUCAAAGCACAAGGACACAUGACUCCGCCACGAGGCAGCUCCGGCACUGGUUUGGGGGCUUCGUGGCAGGAGCCGCCUCUGGAGGACGACGAGGAGGGCGAGGAGCUCCGCACGCGAAGUGCCACUGCGGCCUUGGAUCAGAAGCGGCUGAAACGGGAGCUGCAGGAAGGCGUGAGCAAGUUCAACUUGAAGCCCAAGCGCGGCCUGGAGCACCUGAAGAGAGCCGGGCUCGUCGAGAACGAAGACCCAGGCUCGCUGGCCAAGCUCUUCCGGAACACGGAGAUCGGCCUGGACAAGACGACAAUAGGUGACUACCUCGGCGAGGACAAGGCCUUCAACAAGAGGGUCCUGGAUGCGCUGCUCGAGAGCUUCGACUUCGCGAAGCAAGAGUUCGACGAGGCCCUCCGUGCCUUCCUGGCUGUCUUCAGGCUGCCCGGGGAGGGUCAGAAGAUCGACCGGUUGAUGCAGCACUUCGCCGCGAAGUACUGCAAAGAUAAUCCCGGGAGGUUCUCCGAUGAGGAUUGCGUCUACGUACUGGCCUAUUCAGUCAUGAUGUUGCAGACAUCUCUUCAUAAGCCAUCCAUCAAGGAGAAGGACCGGAUGACGAAGGCUCAGUUCAUCAGCAACAAUCGCGGCAUUGACGGCGGCAAAGACCUGCCACAGGAAUACCUGGAAGCCUUAUACGACAUCGUCUUGAAAAGCCCUUUCUCCCUUCAAGAAGACGAGGACGCGAGGGGGCGUGCCGAGUCUCAAGCCGCGCGGAGUGCGGCACAGAAGGGGGAGCUCUUCUUGCGAGAGGCUUGGAAGCUGGUGGCCAAGGCCGAGGAGACGAUGGCCUCGGAAGGUGAGACCUCGCGGUCCUUGAGCCUGCGGGGCGCCGACGUCCGGUCGCUGGCGCGGACGUUGUUCGAGGCCGCCUGCUGGCCGAUGCUCGCCUCGCUUUCCGUCGUCCUGGAAACGCAAGAAGAGCCCGAGUGCAUCGAGCUUUGUAUUACCGGUUUUCAACAGUGCAUCCGUGCGGCAGCACGCAUGCAGAUGGAUGUGGAGCGAGAUGCCAUCGUGUCCUCGCUGGCCAAGUUCACUUACCUGACCACUCUUAAAGAGAUGAGGCAGAAGAACAUCGAGUGCAUCCGCGUGCUCAUGGCCAUUGGUAUUUCGGAGGGCAACAACUUGGGCUCCUCCUGGCAGUACGUGCUCCACUGCAUCUCUCAGCUCGAGCGCCUGCAGCUGCUGAGGACGCGCGCCCUGCAGGACUUCCAGUUCUUUGCCAAAGAGGCGAAGAGCGGGUCCACCAACGGCAGCUUCAGCGGCGGCACACCUCAGGCGAGCCUCCGGCACCGCUCCUAUGGCACAGGUUUCUCGGCCGUGAUGACGGUGAGCUUGGAGGAGUCGCGCCUGGAUUUGCUGAACGCCGAGUCCGUGAUGGCACAGAUCGACGCGGCGCAGAUCGACCUCCUCUUCGACAGGUCUGCGGGCUUGGAGCUGAAGGCGGUGCUGCACUUCCUGAGCCAGCUCAUCCAGGUCUCCAAGGAGGAGCUGGCCUGUGAAGAGAUGCCGCGCAUUUUUUCGCUGCAGAAGUUGGUCGAGGUUGCCAUUGGUAACUUGAUGCGCCCGCCGGAGGUUUGGUCGGAAAUUUGGCGAACUGUCAGCCGGCAUCUAGCCGACGUUGCAAGCCACCACAAUGUCAGUAUAGGUCUCUAUGCCAUCAACUGCUUAAAGCAGCUGGCGAUGAAAUUUUUGGAACGUGAGGAAGUGCAUCAGCAGGAAACCUUUGGGCAAGUCUUGCUGGAGCCUUUCGAGAAGUUAAUGAAAUCCAAGAGUGCCAGUCCCGACGUGAAGGGGCUCGUGGUAUCGAGUGUCGACUUCAUGGUGGAGCACCGAAGCAGCUCCAUCAAAGCGGGCUGGGCGCAGGUCUUCCAGAUCCUGCAGCUGGCGGCCUCGGAGCCCAAGUCCAACAAGGAAGUCUUAGAUGCCGCCUUUGCCAUCAUGAAGAUCGCCGUGGCUUCAAGGUGCCACCUGGACAAGAGGAACUUUGCCAAGAGCGUGCAUGCCCUGCUGGCUUUCGGCCACUGUCGGUUCCCUGCCAUCAGCUUCCAAGCCCUGGGGAUGUUGAGGCAGAUGGCCGAUGACCUUCAAUCGGGAAGCGGGACACAGACCGCUGAGACCGAGGAUUGGCUGUUGUUGCUGAACGGAAUGACCUCGAUGAUCGGGGACCUGCGGCAGGAAGUCUCAGUUCGAGCCACGGUCACCGCUUUCCAAUGCCUGCGCGACGUUGGUGCCAAGAGCUUCGACGCCGCGACCUGGUUGAAGGUCAUCGAGAGCGUCGUCGAGCCCGUGUGCGAGAAGGUGACUGGCCAGCUCCAGCAAGGCGCGGCGCGGGGCCCGCGGAAGCCUCCGCAUUUUUUGGCAAUCAAUGGAGGUGCAUUUUUUUUGGGAAUUCUGUUUUCUUUUUUUUGGAUUUUUUUAGGGUUUGGGGCUUAG
This is a messenger RNA of Symbiodinium sp. CCMP2456, 4047 nucleotides long. NCBI's taxonomy places the organism in Eukaryota, Dinophyceae, Suessiales, Symbiodiniaceae. The record is from the annotation of a GenBank genome assembly.